AUGGCUCUUCUUGAUGCAUCCACAAACAUCUCACUGCUCUACAAGGAGGAGUUUGAUCCUAGUCACAGUAAGAUUUCGGUGGACUUUGCGGUGAGCAGAGAACAAACGAACGAGAAGGAAGAGAAAAUGUACAUUCAGACAAGAAUGGGUAUGGAGAAGGGUAUCUAUGAGAUCAUGAUCUCACUUGCUGCUAAAGAUGGGACCGAUUGGCUGGAGUACAAGAAGCAAUUAAAGAGGAGUGAGCAGAGGAAUGUGGAAGUCUACUAA
Messenger RNA from Brassica oleracea var. oleracea, 267 nucleotides. Its product is annotated as ferredoxin--NADP reductase, leaf isozyme 1, chloroplastic-like. NCBI's taxonomy places the organism in Eukaryota, Viridiplantae, Streptophyta, Magnoliopsida, Brassicales, Brassicaceae. The transcript has 4 exons. Gene Ontology annotation, molecular function: oxidoreductase activity. The coding region runs from base 1 to 267 and encodes 88 amino acids. The record is from RefSeq and is a predicted model, not a curated record.